Populus euphratica (Euphrates poplar) is the source of this 2496-nucleotide messenger RNA. RefSeq names its product protein NRT1/ PTR FAMILY 8.3-like. Bases 499 to 2256 code for a protein of 585 amino acids. Gene Ontology annotation, biological process: transmembrane transport. Gene Ontology annotation, cellular component: membrane. The record is from RefSeq and is a predicted model, not a curated record. Gene Ontology annotation, molecular function: transmembrane transporter activity. The transcript is spliced from 5 exons. Lineage: Eukaryota; Viridiplantae; Streptophyta; Magnoliopsida; Malpighiales; Salicaceae.
GUAGAAAUUGAACAAAGGAUUCCUCACAAAGUCCUUAUAAACUCUAGCGAUAUCCCUUGAAUUGUUGGUUAAAAUGGAUGCUACCGCAUCAUCUGAGAACUUUUCCGAAUUCCGACGCCUGGAACUUGUCAAGAAGCCAUGCCGGGCAUAAGCUAGUAACCACAGAAAAGAGUCUAUUAGUUAGCUAUAAAUGACAACACGUUGAAAGAAUCUACUUUAUAGGGUUUUUAUGAGGGGAAAAAAAUGUAUUUUUGAAAUGUUAGUUUUAGGAGGAAUUACUUGAAAAUUUUGAGUUCUUCCCUUGAAUUCACAAUAUACCAUGGUGUUAGAAUAAUAUACUUAUUUAAAUAAAUAAAUAAAUCAAUAAAUAAACAACAUUAAAUGUCGUCCACGUCUUCCUUCUCCUGUGUUCCAUCCCGCGAAUACUGAUCGAUUAAAGAGAGAGUGUGUGUGUAAUUGGAAUUUUAUAAUUUUGAAACCCAAAAAAAGAGGAGGAAUAUGAGUUCAGGGGAGGAACAGACUUUGCUAUUGGAAGAUGAACUCCUACUACAGAACAAAAAUAAUGGACUCCACACAGGAGAUGGCUCGGUCGACAUUAAUGGGACGGCUGUUCUUAAGCAGAAAACUGGAAAUUGGACAGCAUGCUCUUUCAUAUUGGGAAAUGAAUGCUGUGAACGCUUGGCCUACUAUGGAAUUGCUACUAAUCUGGUCACCUACCUUACUGGGAAGCUACAUGAAGGAAAUGUGUCAGCUGCAAAAAAUGUUAACAUUUGGGCAGGAACUUGCUACUUCACACCACUCAUUGGAGCCACUUUGGCAGAUGCUUAUUGGGGAAGAUAUUGGACCAUUUUUGUUUUCUCCACAAUUUACUUCAUUGGAAUGUGUACGUUGACUCUCUCAGCAACUAUUCCUGUAUUAAAGCCAGCUGAAUGUAUAGGUUCUCUAUGCCCUCCAGCAACUCCUGGUCAGUAUGGGGUAUUCAUUUCUGGCCUCUAUCUGAUUGCAUUUGGGACAGGUGGUAUCAAACCAUGUGUUUCAUCCUUUGGGGCGGAUCAGUUUGAUGACACUGAUCCUAAGGAAAGGGUAAAGAAGGGGUCCUUCUUCAAUUGGUUCUAUUUUUCAAUCAACAUUGGUUGUCUUGUAUCAAGUAGUUUAAUGGUAUACAUUCAAGACAAAGCUGGGUGGGGGCUAGGAUUUGGAAUUCCUGCAUUGUUCAUGGGCAUAGCUAUUGCUAUCUUCUUUUCAGGCACACCACUUUAUAGAUUUCAGAGGCCAGUGGGGAGCCCAAUUACUAGAAUGUGCCAAGUUGUGGUUGCGUCAUUCCAUAAGAGGAAUUUGGAGGUUCCCCAAGAUAGUAGUCUCCUAUAUGAAACCCAAGAAAAACACUCAACCAUUGAGGGAACCUGGAAACUAGCGCACAGCAAUGAAUUGAAAUGCCUUGAUAAAGCUGCUAUAAUGUCAGAGGCUGAGAUAAAUGGUGGGGACUUCAGUGAUCCAUGGAGGCUUUGUACUGUGACUCAGGUGGAGGAAUUGAAGAUUUUGAUCCGCAUGUUUCCGAUCUGGGCUACAGGCAUUGUCUUUUCUGCUGUCCAUGCCCAAAUGAGUACAAUCUUUGUGGAACAAGGGAUGCUGAUGGACAAGACAAUUGGUUCUUUCAACAUCCCUCCUGCUUCUAUGAUCACAAUUGAUGUUAUUAGUGUUAUUUUCUGGGUUCCAAUCUAUGAUAGGAUCAUUGUUCCAAUUGCAAGGAAGUUCACUGGCAGAGAGAGGGGCUUUUCAGAGUUGCAGCGUAUGGGAAUUGGCUUGUUCAUUUCUAUGCUAUCAAUGACAGCUGCUGCUUUGCUAGAGAUUAAGCGCUUGCAGCUUGUAAAAGAGCUUGGAUUGGUUGGUGAUGCUGCUGCAGUUCCUCUUAGUAUCUUGUGGCAAAUUCCCCAGUAUAUGUUGAUAGGUACAGCAGAGAUCUUUACAUCCAUUGGUCAGCUUGAAUUUUUCUAUAAACAGUCUCCAGAUGCCAUGCGGAGUCUAUGCACUGCUUUGGCACUCCUGGCUGCAUCUUUGGGUAAUUACCUGAGCUCUUUUAUUCUGAGCAUGGUGACUUACCUCACAACCACGGGUGGGAAGACAGGAUGGAUACCAGAUAACUUAAAUAAGGGGCACCUUGAUUAUUUAUUCUGGCUUUUGGCUGGGCUCAGCUUCUUCAACUUGCUGAUCUACACUGUUUGUGCAAAGAGAUAUAAUGAGAAGAAGGCCUCCUAAGGUUUUGACAAGAGGGGGGGCCUAGUAGCCCCAUGGGAAAAGGUUUGAUUACAAUAGUUUGUGCAUAAGCAACACUUAUUCUACUAUAACAUUAUUUCCUUCCAGGUUUGAAGGAAUGUAUAUUACGUUGGUUUAGUGCUUAUAAUAAAACCCUUUUGGUUUGAUCCUGUCCUGGUAAGAUUUGUUUUGUAAUGAUUCAGGGGAUAACAGCCAGCUUAUUUGGGUGCUUUCUUGUUGAAA